AUGCCAAGGGCACCUCGACGAGAGAAGUGCUGGCUCACACGACAGCGUGCUCAGUCUAGACUGGGUGUGAGAGAUUGCGAUUGCUCCAAGAGUGAUGUCUCUGCUCUUAUCAGCCGGAAGCCUUUGACUCUGGCUAAUGAGUUGCUGCAUGGAACCCUGGGCUGGCAUGCCCCUGGGUACACAGAGCUGCUUACACCUUCUUCUUCUGGAAAAGUUUGUCAUCAGUCAGAUAAUGAUAAUGAGGCCAUUGAACAGAUCGAUGAAGAUAUAGCCGUGACUCAGAGUCAGGUGAACUUCAUUUGUCCCAUUACACAGCUGGAAAUGAAGCGGCCAGUUCGAAACAAAAUCUGUGGACACUCUUAUGAAGAAGAGGCCAUUCUAAAAUUUAUCCAGACUCGAAAGCAGCAAAAGAAGAAAGUCCGGUGCCCUAAAAUUGGCUGUAGCCAUGCUGAUGUAAAAGGAUCAGAUCUUGUGCCAGAUGAAGCACUUAAAAGAGCAAUUGACAGUAAGAAUAAACAAAGCUGGUCAACACUGGAGAAGUCAGAUGAAUACGAUACUUCCACAGACAAAAUUUGUUGUUAGAGGUCUUGUGAGAUAAGCUGCUGAUUUUCAGUAGGUUGUAUAACUGAUAGUUAUUUAAAGUGUUUCAUGUAUAAGCAAGGUUGAAGGUCUCGGCUGUAACUGAAAGCAUUUUUUCAACUGCCAACUAUGAGGAAUUCCAGUUUAACUUGUUCGGGGUUUUUUUAACCUUCCUGAAAUUCUGAAAGCUUACAUUUUUUAAAUAAA
Molecule: messenger RNA, 786 nt
Organism: Apaloderma vittatum (bar-tailed trogon)
Lineage: Eukaryota; Metazoa; Chordata; Aves; Trogoniformes; Trogonidae
Gene: NSMCE2
Product: non-SMC element 2, MMS21 homolog (S. cerevisiae)
Exons: 5
Coding region: 1-582 (193 amino acids)
Biological process (GO): protein ubiquitination; double-strand break repair via homologous recombination; protein sumoylation
Cellular component (GO): Smc5-Smc6 complex; nucleus
Molecular function (GO): SUMO ligase activity; ubiquitin-protein transferase activity; zinc ion binding
Source: RefSeq, a predicted model, not a curated record